Molecule: messenger RNA, 996 nt
Organism: Stegodyphus dumicola
Lineage: Eukaryota; Metazoa; Arthropoda; Arachnida; Araneae; Eresidae
Source: RefSeq, a predicted model, not a curated record
AUGAGAAAGCACUCUGAAGAAUUCCCGACUACAACAGAAUGCUUAGACCGCUGUUUGUAUGUGGAUGAUUUUAUUUCUGGAGCUGAUAAUGUGUCGGAUGCUUUUGAGAUCUCCACUCAAGCUACAUCAAUUAUGAGCCAAGCUAGCAUGGUGCUACGAAAAUGGACUACGAAUGACAAUACAUUGAUGCAGUUUUGGACACGUGAAGGUUUCGAUACACAGCCACAAGUCAACACUAUUAAAGUUUUGGGACUGUCAUGGAAUCCUGCUGAAGAUUGUCUAAUAUUGGGAAAGCAGAGCCUAGUGAACAGUCUGUCUAAAAACGAAAGUACCAAACGAUUCCUACUACGUACAAUUGGAAGGAUUUUUGAUCCGCUUGGGUUGCUUUCGCCGUUUACUAUUCGUGCAAAGUUCAUUCUACAAGUCUUAUGGAUGAAGAAAAUUUCUUGGGAUGAAGAAAUACCUGUAGAUCUACAAAAAAUAUGGCUUCAGUGGUGCUCUGAGGUUCCUGAUCUUUCAGAGUUACGAGUUCCUAGAAACGUGCUCAAUUUAAAUAUACAAGUGCCAACCGAUAUCUUAGAACUACACUGCUUCUGCGAUGCUAGCCAAAAGGCUUACGGUGCUGCUAUUUAUGCAAGAGUUGUGAAAGAUAAUAACAUCGAAGUGAAUUUAUUGGUUAGCACUAGUCGAGUGACACCACUAAGGAAAAUCACUCUACCUAGACUAGAAUUACUCGGUGCUUUGCUUGCCGCCCGACUAGCGAGUAAAGUCAAGAAAACAGUGGAUUUAAAAAAGCCCUCCUUAGUGUUCUUUUGGACGGAUUCAAAAAUAACUCUCUAUUGGAUUAAAGGAUCUACGAAACGAUGGAAAUCAUUUGUUGCCAAUAGAGUUAACGAAAUACAGAGUUUAAGUGAUACCAGUGCCUGGGCACACUGCCCUGGGAAGCAAAAUCCAGCUGAUCUCUUCAGCAGGAGGUCAGUGCUGACAUUUUAUUGA